UAGCUCUCCGACAUAUUGUUUGUGUGAGAGAAGCAAAUUCUCGAAGGCAAGGAGAUAGAGGGGAUUACUUACAUUUUAUUUAUUAGCAAGGGAGAGUUUUUCGCAUACAUAAGACAGUAUGGAGACGGCAGCGAGUCCUGCGAAGGAUAACUACAGGAUGAACCGCUACAAGAACAAAGCGCUGAACUUGGAGGAGAUGCGGCGUCGGCGGGAGGAGGAGGGCAUCCAGCUCAGGAAACAGAAGCGGGAGCUGCAGCUUUUCAAAAGGAGAAACGUGGAGCUGCUGAACGAGGAGGCGGCCACGUUCGAAUCUCCCCUCAUGGACCCGUUCUUUACGUCUGCCUCCAACCCGGAUGGAGUCAUCACAAGAGACAUGGUGGAGAUGCUUUUCUCCGACGACCCAGAACUCCAGCUAGCCACAACACAGAAGUUUAGGAAGCUACUAUCCAAAGAGCCCAAUCCACCCAUAGAUGAGGUCAUCAGCACACCCGGGGUAGUGAAUAGGUUUGUGGAGUUCCUCCAUAAAAGCACCAAUUGCACAUUACAGUUCGAGGCGGCCUGGGCUCUCACCAACAUCGCGUCCGGCACGUCCCACCAGACCAAGGUGGUCAUCGAGGCCGGGGCUGUGCCAGUCUUCAUCGAGCUCCUCAACUCCGACUUUGAAGACGUCCAGGAGCAGGCGGUGUGGGCCUUAGGCAACAUUGCGGGCGACAGCGCCAUGUGCAGAGACUACGUGCUGAACUGCAACAUCCUCCCGCCACUACUAACACUGCUGACCAAAUCGACCAGGCUGACCAUGACCAGGAACGCUGUGUGGGCCUUGUCCAACCUCUGCAGAGGCAAAAGCCCACCGCCUGACUUUGAAAAGGUGUCCCCGUGUCUGCCCGUGCUGUCGCGCCUGCUCUUCAGCAGCGACAUCGACCUGCUGGCCGACGCCUGCUGGGCUCUGUCCUACCUCUCGGACGGGCCCAACGAGAAGAUCCAGGCCGUCAUCGACUCGGGCGUCUGCCGGAGACUGGUGGAGCUACUCAUGCACACAGACUACAAGGUGGCCUCACCUGCACUGCGAGCUGUGGGGAACAUCGUCACCGGCGAUGACAUUCAGACUCAGGUGGUGCUGAACUGCUCGGCUCUGCCCUGCCUCCUCCACCUCCUGAGCAGCGCCAAGGAGUCCAUCAGGAAGGAGGCGUGCUGGACCAUCUCCAACAUCACAGCAGGGAACAGGGUUCAGAUCCAGACCGUAAUAGAUGCAAACAUCUUCCCCGUACUCAUCGACAUCCUGCAGAAGGCAGAGUUCCGCACCCGGAAGGAGGCGGCCUGGGCCAUCACCAACGCCACCUCAGGGGGAACCGCUGAGCAGAUCAGGUACCUGGUGAACCUUGGUUGCAUUAAGCCCCUCUGUGACCUGCUGACGGUGAUGGACUCCAAGAUCGUGCAGGUGGCCCUGAACGGCCUGGAGAACAUCCUGCGGCUGGGGGAGCAGGAAGCCAAGCAAAGUGGCACUGGCAUCAACCCCUACUGCGGCCUUAUCGAGGAGGCCUAUGGACUGGACAAGAUCGAGUUCCUGCAGAGCCACGAGAACCAGGAGAUCUACCAGAAGGCCUUCGACCUGAUCGAACACUACUUUGGUGUGGAAGAGGAGGAUGCCAACCUGGCCCCACAGGCUGAUGAGAACCAGCAGCAGUUCCUCUUCGCUCAGCAGGAGGCCCCCAUGGAAGGCUUCCAGCUAUAACCACUCCCCACCCCCAACCCCCCUUCCUUCUCCACUCUGGUCCCUCUUAGAUAUCCAGCCCUGUUUCCCUUGUGUAUUCCCUGAUCAAUCAGAGCUGUGCGGAACACAGAACCGUGCGGCUGGGCCCGAGGGCAGAAUCGAAAGAACCCAGCAGCACCCCAAUACUAUCAGAUACACACAGAAGUGAAAGGGCCCGCCCCUACCCCUCCCCAUCCCGUACCCCCCUUAUGGCUAGGUCAGAGACUUGUUCAGAGGAAGAAUAUCACUGCUGAAACCUGAAAUAAUUUCAAGUUUUAUUUAAGGUCUUUUAGUUCAGUUUUUUUAAUUUAAUUUAUGUAUUUUCCGUGGGCCCGUGCCGUUUACUUUCAAAGCACAUCCCCAUUAGGUCAAAGUUUAAAACUGAGGCUUUUACCUGAAAGAGUUCUCAAUUAUUUUCUAAAAGAAGAUGGCGAAUGUUGCUUAAAACACUGCCCUGUCCCCCACAGCUUUUUUUUUUUCCCUUUAAAUAUAUACAAUUAUUUUCUCCCCGUCACCAAGCUUUAGCCCUAUUCCCUUUUGUAAUUAUGGUCAACCGGAUCCAUGCUGCUUUCCAUAUGGAUGUGGAAUCUGGUUUCCACGGAGCUGCAGGGUACAAUUCAAAAAGCUUUCAAGACUUAUCCCAGAUUCAUUUUUUUUUUCGUGGGGGUUAUUUAGGGAAGAGUGUGAACAUUUAGUUUGCGACUCAAGGUCUCUGACGUACACACACUGUGGGCAAUGUUCAAUCGACACAAUUAUUUUCUUCUCUCUCUCUCUCUCUCUCGCUCUGUCUUUUGGCUGAGCGUGAGGUGGGUCUUGAAAUGAUGCAAAUAGGCGUAAGACGUUGGCAAGGGGAGGCGUCGUGAAAUAGACGUUGACGAAACGAGGGACGUCAUGGUGAAACAUAGGAAGGUUUAAGGAUGACAUCUAGGUUAGUAGCUAAUCAGGAAUGGUAAAACUAGCGCUAUGUUGUUCGUGGUGUGCAGUGUUCUAAAUAAUGACGCAUUUGACAUAUGAAGUGAAUUAAUUAUAUAAUGCAAGAAUAAUAACAGAAAAAAAUAACAAUGCAAAUCUGAGGGCUAGGACUUUACUUUACCAUAGUGACUUUGUUUCAGAUUCUUUGGUUGCUUAUAAUUU
Messenger RNA from Sardina pilchardus (European sardine), 2884 nucleotides. It is a transcript of the gene kpna6, whose product is annotated as karyopherin alpha 6 (importin alpha 7). Gene Ontology annotation, biological process: NLS-bearing protein import into nucleus. The coding region runs from base 119 to 1732 and encodes 537 amino acids. The transcript is spliced from 14 exons. Lineage: Eukaryota; Metazoa; Chordata; Actinopteri; Clupeiformes; Clupeidae. Gene Ontology annotation, cellular component: cytoplasm; nucleus; nucleoplasm. Gene Ontology annotation, molecular function: nuclear import signal receptor activity; protein binding. The record is from RefSeq and is a predicted model, not a curated record.